CUACCUUUUCCCAGCAACCCAGCAGCCUUUCUUCUCAGUUCUCACUCCCCUCCAGGCCUCCACUCCACCCUGUCGGCGAUCGAGCCAUCCAUCCACCGAUGCCGCCCGCCUCCGCCGCCGCCGGUGACGGCGCGGCGCCCGACCAAGAGCCGCCCCCGAGCCCCCCACCCCCGCCUCCCCCUCCCCCGCCGCCUCGACCGGCGCCCUCCCUCGCCUCCGCGCUCCCCUUCUGGUUCUACCUCACCGCCGCCGUCUCCCUCCUCGCGCUCCUCCUCCCCCACCUCCUCCCUUCCUCCUCACCCCCACCCCCUCUCCCCUCUCUCCUCCGCUCCCACGCCUCGGGCGGCAGCGUCCUCAAGCUCCAUCCGGGCCCCGACCUCUUCGCCGUCACCUCCAAACCCACCACCACCGCCGCGGCGCACCGCCCCGCUGUCCUCGUCCUCCCCGGCCUCGCCGCCGGAUCCUUCUCCUUCCGCCACGCCCUCCGCUCCCUCUCCUCCCGCGGCCUCCUCGCCGCGGCCGUCGACCUCCCGGGGCAGGGCAUGUCGCCGCCCUGCGACGCGCCGCCGCCGCCGCCUCCAAGCAAGAGCGCCUUCCGCGAGAUCAUGGACCGCGGCGUCUUCCACGCCUUCGAGCACCUCGUCGAGACGGGCGAGGUGCCGUUCCAGGAGCCCGCCGCCGCGCCGGAGCCGCCGUCCCACGCCCGGCUCUACGCGCCCCACGAGGCGGCCGCGUCCGUCGCCCGCGCCGUGGACGCGCUCGGCCUCGGCGCCGCGCCGGUGCACCUCGUGCUCCACGACUCCGCGCUCGUGGCCGGGGCCGCCUUCGUGUCGGCCAACCCGGCAGCAGUGCGGAGCGUCACCCUGGUCGACGCCACGGCCGUCCUGCCGGCGUUCCCCGUGGCGGUUCUCGGCGUGCCGGUGCUGGGGAGCAUGGUGGUCCGGGUGCCGGCAUUGUUCAGGGGACUCCUGCGGCUGUGCUGCGCGCGGGAGAUGGGCGCGGAGGUGGCCGAGGCGCACCGUGCGGCGAUGCGAAUGGAGGGGAAGAGGGAUGCAGUGUUUGAGUCAUGGAAGGCUCUGAAUCAGAGCUUUGAUCUGAAGGAGUGGAGGGGCUCUUUGGAGGCAGUGAGGAAAUUGCCGAUGAUGGUGCUGUGGUCGGGUUCUUGGACUGAUAGGUGGAUCGAUGAGGGGAAGAAGGUGGUCGCGGCAUUGCCGGAUGCCAAAUUCGUCUACCAUUCCGGUGGUCGAUGGCCUCAGGAGGAUGCGUAUGAUGAACUCUCGGAGCUGAUAGCAGAGUUUGUGACAUCAUUACCAACAUCUGUGCGGUCGCAGCAUAUUGACCAAUCUUCUGAACAAGCAACAGCUCAAGAGUAAUCAAGUUGUACAAGAUUCAUCCCCAUGGUUCAGCAUUAAGGUUGUGUGUUUGGAAAUGCCUGUGGGCAUAUGUUUUCCUAACCUUCAUAGAUCCUGCUGUUAGAAGGAAAUAUGUACCUAUCUGUGGUUACAUCCUUUUCGUUUCCCCACUUCAUGUACCACUCCUUCAGGAAUUGCUGAACAAAUGAACCCGUAGAGCCUUCGGUUUUUCAGGUGAUGCUGACUACUUGACUAGUGUAACUUGAGACUGACUCGCUCAAGAAGAAUUUGUGUACAAUUUGGUUCACACAAACCAUCUAAUGUUACAUUGCUUUGCUGU
Messenger RNA from Oryza sativa Japonica Group (Japanese rice), 1692 nucleotides. Its product is annotated as protein AUXIN RESPONSE 4. The record is from RefSeq and is a predicted model, not a curated record. Lineage: Eukaryota; Viridiplantae; Streptophyta; Magnoliopsida; Poales; Poaceae.